Oryzias melastigma (Indian medaka) is the source of this 1924-nucleotide messenger RNA. It is a transcript of the gene rnd2, whose product is annotated as Rho family GTPase 2. Bases 503 to 1207 code for a protein of 234 amino acids. The transcript is spliced from 5 exons. Gene Ontology annotation, biological process: small GTPase-mediated signal transduction. Gene Ontology annotation, molecular function: GTPase activity; GTP binding. The record is from RefSeq and is a predicted model, not a curated record. NCBI's taxonomy places the organism in Eukaryota, Metazoa, Chordata, Actinopteri, Beloniformes, Adrianichthyidae.
GCGUAAUUUACGAAGCGUAAUGGUGAUUUCUGAUUUUACGCGUGCGUAAAAUUGGUCUCGUGAAGGAUCCAAAAAAGAUUUUAGGCUUUAUAUCAACAUUUCCAAUGAAAAAAUUGUGGGUUUUUUUUAUUAUAAACAGCGGAACGUAAAGAUGAGGUCACUUAAAUUUGCCUCCCAGACUUUUGUUCCCAUUAGCGCACACUGUCAUGUCUCCAUCCCAAAUAUUGGGAAGGCGUGGCCACUCAUCAGAGAGCUGGAGUUCCUGUGCAGGUUGCGCGCGUUCUGUGCGCAGUUUCGGUAAAAGAUCAGUUCACUCGUGUCAGCGGGAGCCACAGAGCUGCACGCGCGACGCGCUGGAGGAGGUGGACAAAGCGCACCGGCUCCGCGCACCAUUUCUUGGUCAUUUUUUUCUUCUUCCUUUUGUUCGAUUUUCCCAAGUGUUUUAUCAGAUGCUGGAAGCAAGCCGAGCCUGUUUCAAGAAUUCACAUCUGACGGACUAACUAUGGACAGUCUGGGCAGCCGCUGUAAGAUCGUGGUGGUGGGGGACUCGCAAUGUGGGAAAACGGCGCUCCUGCAUGUUUUUGCCAAGGACUGCUUUCCAGAGAGCUACCUGCCCACCGUGUUUGAAAACUACACAGCCAGCUUUGAGAUAGACAAGCACCGGAUCGAGCUGAACAUGUGGGACACAUCAGGUUCGUCUUAUUACGACAAUGUGAGGCCGCUGGCAUACACCGACUCGGAUGCAGUCCUCAUCUGCUUUGACAUCAGCCGCCCAGAGACUCUCGACAGUGUCAUAAAAAAGUGGCAAGGAGAGACCCAGGAGUUCUGUCCACAAGCCAAAGUGGUGAUGGUAGGCUGUAAACUGGACAUGAGGACAGACGUCAACAUCCUGAGGGAGCUCUCCAAGCAGCGCCUGAUCCCCGUCACUCAUGAGCAGGGAAGCACAAUAGCCCGGCAGAUGGGCGCCGUGGCGUACGUGGAGUGCUCCUCCAAAGUUUCCGAGAACAGCGUCCGUGACGUGUUCCACAUCACCACGCUGGCGUCGGUGGGCCAGCCGCACAAGCCGCAGCUGAAACGCAGCAGCUCCCGCAGAGGCCUGAAGCGAGGCUCCCAGCUCCCCCUGCAGCCCCUGCAGAGCCGGACUGAGCAAACGGAUCAAGCCCCGGCCAUGAGGAAGGACCGGGCCAAGAGCUGCGUGCUCAUGUAGAGACCCAUACUGUAUAUACAUGUACAUACAUAAAACAGAAAUAUAUAACAGAGGAAGUCUAUUUAUUAUUUGAUGUCUCUUUUGUUUCUGGGCUUAUUUUUAUUUCAUUGCACUGAUGGAAAGUGGGAACAGAGAAAUACUUCACAAACGCUGGGAUUUUCAUCUCUUUUUGUUUGUGCGUGUGCAUAUUUUAUAAGCUGUUUACACGUUUGUCUCAUUUUGAAAUGAUGGCAAAUUGGACUAACCCUCCGGACAUGUGGGAGCUGUGAUAGUGGAAGUGCUGCCUCGUCCCGGGAAUUAAAGCGGAAUUAAUUUCCUGACAGAGGAUGGCGCGGCGAUGGAGAGCGCAUGAGAGGAGAGCCAUGUUGACGCAGGAUGUCUGCAGAUGAAACUUGUUUUCAAAGGCUGGGCUGCUCGGCAAACAUGAGGACUUUUUUUUUUUUUAAGUUCCUUCCUGCUGCCAUGAUUGAUAGGAAAAAAAAACUGUGGUGAUAAUCUGAAAGAUGACUUAUUUGAAGGUGGAAAUGAGACUAAAUAUUGCGAAGGUGUGAGAGCAUUAAAACCACAAGUGCUUUUUAUUGGAAAAAAAAUGACCAUCAAACAUCUGCUUCAGCUGUUUUUUACUGAAAAAGGUUUCUUUGCUAAAACUUGUACUGCAAAACUCUGUACAGUCACUUAAUUUAAGAUUAAAGCAACAUCCUGACAGCACAGAGAAAA